Molecule: messenger RNA, 1647 nt
Organism: Limanda limanda (common dab)
Lineage: Eukaryota; Metazoa; Chordata; Actinopteri; Pleuronectiformes; Pleuronectidae
Product: cytochrome b-c1 complex subunit 2, mitochondrial
Exons: 14
Coding region: 37-1395 (452 amino acids)
Cellular component (GO): mitochondrion
Molecular function (GO): metal ion binding
Source: RefSeq, a predicted model, not a curated record
CUUUCUGCACCGGGCUGAAGGAGAGAGUCAGGCGUCAUGAGAGGAAUCCGGUCCCUGAACAGUCUUCCCAAACGCUGCUAUGCAGCUGCCAGGAGGAGUGAGGCUCUGACUGAAACCCUCGCAGCUCCCCCUCCUCAAAAUGUCCAGGUGUCAAAGCUCCCAAACGGUCUGGUGGUCGCAUCACUGGAGAACUACUCGCCCUUGAGCAGCGUGGGUGUGUUUGUGAAAGCUGGGAGUCGCUAUGAGACUGUGGAAAACCUGGGUGUCUCUCAUGUGCUACGACUGGCCGCCAACCUGACUAACAAGGGGGCAUCUGCCUUCAAGAUCUGCCGAGGUGUUGAAGCACUGGGGGGCAGCCUGAGUGUGACAUCAUCACGAGAGACCAUGGUCUACACUGCAGACUGUUUGAGAGAUCACCUAGAUUCAUUAUUGGAGUUUCUGGUCGACGUGACCACAGCUCAGGAGUUUCGACCGUGGGAGGUCGCCGACCUGACGUCCAGGGUGAAGCUCGACAGGGCUCUGGCUCAGCAGUGUCCUCAGAUAGGUGUAAUUGAGAAGUUGCAUGAAGCAGCAUAUAAAAAUACCCUGUCCAACUCUCUGUAUUGCCCUGACUACAUGGUCGGCCAUGUCUCCCCGAAGCAGCUGCAGUCCUUUGUCGAAGACCAUUUCACCACUGACAAAAUGGCUCUUGUAGGACUAGGUGUGAAGCACUCUGUCCUGAGGCAGGUGGGCGAGGGUCUCCUCAGUACCCGCAGUGGGGCCAGUGCGCCUGCGGUUAAAUCUGUGUACCGUGGAGGUGAACUGCGAGUGCAAACCGGUGACGACCUGGUCCAUGCACUGAUUGCCAGUGAGGGUGGUGUGACGGGUAGUGCAGAGGCUAAUGCCUUCACCGUGCUGCAAAGAAUCCUGGGAGCUGGUCCACACGUAAAGAGAGGCUCAAACAUCACUAGCCAUCUGUGUCAGGGUAUUGCCAAAGCUACCACACAGCCCUUUGAUGCCACAGCCUUCAAUGCCUCAUACUCGGACUCUGGCCUAUUUGGUGUCUAUACCAUUGCACAAGCGCAUUCUGCAGGAGAGGUGAUCAAAGCUGCCAUUGCUCAAGUGACAAGUGUGGCUGAGGGAAACGUGUCAGAGGCUGACAUCACCACUGCAAAAAACCAGGUGAAAGCCGAUUACCUGAUGUCAACAACAGAAACCUCUGAGGGCCUGCUGGAGGAGAUCGGUGCUCAGGUUCUGAACACUGCAGCAUACCAACCCCCUGAGACUGUUCUCCAGGCCAUAGACACUGUCACCCAGGAUGAUGUGGUCAAGGCUGCGAAGAAAUUUGUUGAUGGCAAGAAGACCAUGGCAGCUAGCGGAUACCUCGGCAAUACACCGUUUGUGGAUGAAGUAUGAAAGUAAAGUUUAAGAACUGUUGAGUUUUAACUUGGGCAUGCAGUGCUUGGCUGCCUGAAAAAAGAGGAACGAGGACCUGAAAGCCACGGCCUCCUGCAACACUUCAUUUGACCUCACCAAUCACUUGUAUUCUGUCCUGCAGAACGUGUGAGCUCCAACAGGGAGACCGGAUCAUAAUGCAAUUUUUCUGUUGUCAUUUUUUUUGUCGAUUUAACUGUAUAUCUAUGUAAAUUAAAGUUAUGAAGAUAAUAA